UUUUUUUUUAUUUCUGCCAGCAAUAACAUUUGUUUGUCAGGACGAGGACAUAUCAUGGAUUCGAAUACAGUACCAUUGACAGAAGAACAGGCAGAGUUUAUCAACUCCACCGUCAGCUCUCUAUCUGAAAUUAUAGCAGCUGUUCCAGGCUCUCAUCUUGUGAUUAGUUAUUUGAAGAAUGCCUACCAGAAUGAUCCUUUUCGAAUUGCGCUCGAGUUAUUUCUCGUCUUUUUUGCUAUAAAGUACAUCAUGUCAGCUAAAUAUAAGCCUCAUGAUAAUGCUGUCAAAUUAACAGAGAAGGAAAUUGACGAACUUGUAGAAGAAUGGCAACCUGAACCUCUCGUUCCUCCUUUAUCCAAAUAUGACAAAUUCAACAUGGAAAAGACACCCGUGAUUAUGGGUGCUCAGUCCGUGAAACCCAAGAUUGUCGGCCAUGCCAAACCUUUGAUGAAUCUUGCGACGACCAAUUAUUUGAACCUGCUGGCGUCGGAACAGAUUCGAGAGAAAGCGAUUUCAACGCUUCGACAAUAUGGUGUGGGUUCUUGUGGCCCACCUGGUUUCUAUGGUACGAUUGAUGUGCACAUGGAUUUGGAGCGGGAUAUUGCUCAAUUCUUAGGCACCGAACAAGCGAUUAUUUAUGCUCAGAACUUCUCGGCCGUCUCGUCUGUGAUUCCAGCCUUCAGUAAGCGUGGCGAUAUUCUUGUGGUCGACGAUAGUGUCAGUUUUUCGAUUCAAAAGGGAGUGCAGAUUUCUCGCUCGAUCGUCAAGUGGUACAAGCACAAUGAUAUGGGCGACUUGGAAAGAGUGCUGGAGGAAAUUCGGUUGGAAGAUAUAGCCCAUAAGAGACGUUUGACACGACGCUUUAUCGUUUCCGAGGGUCUCUCUGCGAAUGUCGGGGACAUUGCCCCCUUACCGAAGCUCGUGGAAUUGAAAAAGAAGUUCAAGUAUAGAUUGAUUUUAGAUGAAUCUCAGUCGAUUGGCGUGCUGGGCAGUCGUGGUGCGGGUUUGACAGACUAUUUCGGUGUCCCUGCUGCAGAUGUGGAUAUUAUUGUGGGGUCUUUGGCGAACGCAUUGUGUGCUUCUGGCGGCUUUUGUGCGGGUUCAGAGGAGAUUGUAGAUCAUCAACGUCUAUCGGGUUUAGCGUAUUGCUUCUCAGCUUCUAUGCCAGCGAUGCUUGCUGUAGCGGCCAGCGAUGCGAUCAAGAUGAUUCAAGACCAACCCGUUCAUUUACUGGAAUUGGCUGAACGUAGUAGAAGCUUCCGUUCAGUACUCCAUCACAAAUCACUCGAACCCUAUAUUGAAAUACAACCGAGUGAUCUGAAAAACCCAGCCCCUUUCUUCCAUAUCCGUAUCAAGCCUUCCUUUUUGCAAUCACGACUGCUUGACCACGAGACGGAAGUAACAAGAGAAGAACAGGAAUAUUUAUUGCAGGAUGUGGUGGACGAAUGUGCUUAUCAAGGAGUUUUAGUGACAAGAGCCAAAUAUGUCAUUGAACAGGAACGUGCAUGUCCCAGACCAAGCAUCAAGAUAUCUGUGACCAUUGGUCUCACUAAAAAGGAGAAUGAAAAAGCGGCGAGCAUCGUCAAGAAUGCUCUUAUCAAGGUGUUUUCGAGAUGGAGAAAGUAAAGACCUUACAAAGGAAAGGAAGAAUUGUAGAAAAAGGGCUGUUUAUUAUUUCAUGUUUUAUUUUCUUUUUGUUAUUACAGUUUUACUC
Molecule: messenger RNA, 1714 nt
Organism: Mycotypha africana
Lineage: Eukaryota; Fungi; Mucoromycota; Mucoromycetes; Mucorales; Mycotyphaceae
Product: pyridoxal phosphate-dependent transferase
Exons: 2
Coding region: 55-1626 (523 amino acids)
Biological process (GO): sphingosine biosynthetic process; ceramide biosynthetic process
Cellular component (GO): endoplasmic reticulum
Molecular function (GO): serine C-palmitoyltransferase activity; pyridoxal phosphate binding
Source: RefSeq, a predicted model, not a curated record